Messenger RNA from Cylicocyclus nassatus, 1101 nucleotides. Lineage: Eukaryota; Metazoa; Nematoda; Chromadorea; Rhabditida; Strongylidae. The record is from the annotation of a GenBank genome assembly.
GUUUUAGAGAUGGAUUCAAUACUGGAAAAUCAGAGGAAACUCCAUGAGGAACGCGAGCGCACUGUUGAGACAAUCGUCAAAGAAAUUAUGAGCGACAAGAAAACACAUAAGGCCAAUAUCAACUCGCAGCAGCGAGUCAAGCAGCUCGUAGAUAGAUACCAUGCAUGCACGGAGAGUUUGGAACGCAUGUACACGGACACAGAAGGUAUACGAAGGCGUGAAAUGGAAGCCAUCGCCGGACCAAACGAGUUUGCUGAGUUCUAUGCUCGAGUAAAGAUACUCAAAGAUGCCCAUCGUCGAAAUCCUGAUGAGCUUGCUGAACCUCUCUCUAUGGAAUUCCAAAAAAUGCACGAAGAAAUCGCAGAUCCUGAGCGUGAAGAAACUGAUAUGGUCCAGUUCACAGAUGAGGAGGGAUAUGGCAGAUUUUUGGACAUGCACGCUCUGCAUGCUUUGUAUAUGAAUCUGAAACAUAUCACGAAAAUCGAUUACAUAUCAUACCUUGGCCAGUUCGACAAGUUUACGGAUAUUCCAAAGAACACGACGAAAAAGACUGGAGCUUACAAAGAAUAUCUACACGCUCUGAAGGACUACCUCGUCUACUUCAUGGAACGAACACGACCGCUUCACAACUUGGAGGAAGAUUUCAAGAAGAGUGAUGCUGAGAUUGAUCGAAUGAUCGCAAAUGGGACACUUCCUGGUUGGCCAUCACAUACCGUCAACACCAAGCAGGCCACAAUCGAUAUUUCGGCUUAUAGCAACCCAAAAGAGCUAGAAAGUUUGGGCCUUGACCGGCUAAAGGCUGCUCUCAUGGCUCUGGGACUGAAGUGUGGAGGCACCUUGAAAGAAAGAGCAGAACGAUUGUUUGCCUCGAAAGGUGUGGGAGCUGGAGAAUUGGGCAGGGAUGCUUUAGCGAAAAAGGCUGACGAUGCCAAAGAGCAUGCAAGAAUUUCUGCGUUGGCAAAACUGGAGGGGCAUAUCCGAUGCAUUGGCAAUCUUUUGGGUGAAGAACGGGAUGCAACACGAGAGAAUGUGGAAAGAAAGCAAGCAAGAGCUGCUGGCGAGAACGAGGAUGACGAGGAAGAACCACAGGCAUGUGGAUAA